This is a messenger RNA of Camponotus floridanus (Florida carpenter ant), 2188 nucleotides long. It is a transcript of the gene Trhn, whose product is annotated as tryptophan 5-hydroxylase 1. NCBI's taxonomy places the organism in Eukaryota, Metazoa, Arthropoda, Insecta, Hymenoptera, Formicidae. Gene Ontology annotation, cellular component: neuron projection. The coding region runs from base 434 to 1972 and encodes 512 amino acids. Gene Ontology annotation, biological process: serotonin biosynthetic process; aromatic amino acid metabolic process. The record is from RefSeq and is a predicted model, not a curated record. Gene Ontology annotation, molecular function: tryptophan 5-monooxygenase activity; iron ion binding. The transcript is spliced from 12 exons.
AAUGGGAAUCGCUGGUGCCGCCGUGCACCGCCCAAUCACGGCAAGAUCGUCAUUGAGAAGGACGAGCACAAACGGGAGGAAAGCGAGGUCUUAAGAGGAUCUGUUAAGGAUGGUACCGGCACACUGUUACUUGUGUCUUGGAAGACAGUGAAUCGGUAACAAGUCAGUUCGUAUAUAUCGCGCAAGAUAUUGAGAAAUAAAUCCAUUGAUAAAAGAAAUUACCGAAAAAAAUUGAUAAAAGAAAUUACCGAGGAAAAUUUUCGUAAAAUUGUUUCGCAAAUUCUUUUGUCGUAAAAGUUAUGAGUGGAUCAGGAAAGAGUCUGCUCGGGGUGUGGCUGUACAGAAGAGGCAAGAAUUGGGCUGUCAAAGAAGGAAGUCCGUUACAUAAAUCGCGCAAUUAAGUAAAUUCAUCCUCUCGUUCAUUCAGCACACCAUGGAUGAAAGUAAUCAAACCAAUGACAAUAAGAAUUCUGUGAUAUUUUCCCUGAAGAAUCAAAUCGGUGGCUUGGCUCGAACACUUCAAGUAUUUCAGGAUCUAGGAAUAAACAUCAUACAUAUCGAAUCAAGAAAGUCUACGCGCCGUGGUUCCGAAUACGACAUCCUCGUAGAUGUCGAAUGCGAUCCGAAAAAGAUGGAACAAUUGAUGAAAAUGUUGAGCCGCGAAGUAGCGGCUGUCAAUCUUGCACAUUAUGAGCAAAUCGGAAAUAUACCACACGCACCUUCUCUCUCGGCCGCGACAAGCUUCGACGCAAUAGAUUUCGAUUUUAUAGAUUUUAGUGAAGUAGACAUGCCCUGGUUCCCGCGAAAGAUAUCGGACCUCGACCGUGCGCAGAAAGUUCUCAUGUACGGCUCAGAAUUGGAUGCGGAUCAUCCCGGCUUCAAAGAUCCCGUGUAUCGUAAACGUCGCGAGGAGUUUGCCAAUAUCGCUUAUAAUUACAAAUAUGGUCAACCAAUACCGAAGGUGCAAUAUACGCCGGAAGAAAUUAGAACCUGGGGAAUUGUUUUCCGUGAAUUGCAUCAACUUUAUCAAAAAUAUGCGUGCAAAGAAUACUUGGAAAAUUGGCCGAAGUUAGUCAAAUAUUGCGGAUACAGGGAGGACAAUAUACCGCAAUUGCAGGAUGUAAACAAUUUUCUAAAGCGAACCACGGGAUUUCAACUUCGUCCAGUCGCGGGUUAUCUCACACCGCGGGAUUUCCUUUCCGGACUUGCUUUCCGAGUAUUUCACUGCACCCAAUACAUUCGACACUCUUCCGAUCCAUUUUACACGCCGGAACCAGAUUGUUGUCAUGAACUGCUAGGCCACAUGCCGCUACUUGCCAAUCCAAGUUUCGCGCAAUUUUCUCAAGAACUUGGUCUGGCUUCUCUCGGUGCAUCGGACGAAGACAUAGAUAAAUUGGCAACACUAUAUUUCUUCACCGUGGAAUUUGGAUUGUGCAAACAGGAUGGUAUGUAUCGCGUUUACGGGGCCGGUCUGCUUUCGUCGGUGGCGGAAUUGAAACACGUUGUAUCCGCGCCCGAAAAAACCAUGAGAUUCGAACCGGACAUCACGUGCAAGCAGGAAUGCAUCAUUACCGCCUUUCAGAAUGCGUAUUAUUAUACAGAUAGCAUAGACGAAGCGAAAGAGAAAAUGCGAGCGUUUGCUAAUCAAAUUCAACGACCAUUCGGGAUACGCUACAAUCCGUACACUCAGUCGGUGGAGGUGUUGACGGAUGCCCAGAAGAUCACGGCUGUGGUCAGCGAGUUACGAGGUGACUUUUGCAUAGUGUCGAACGCUCUGAGGAAGAUUCACGAGCAGGACGAUACCGUCGAUGUCGAGAGGAUAACCAGUCUAUUGACUCAGGGUAUCGAGAUUCCGCAGGAAAAUAGCUCGUCUUCGGAUAGCGAUGUCAGUCCUAAUGUCGAGGAGUCUCGUCCCCAAGAAGAUCAGCACGUGCAUUGCGAUGAUAAAGAUGCAGUCGCUAUGGGAAAUUAAGCAAUUGAUAUCAUCAAUUUAAUUGCAUGCUUUUUAAAAUGUUGACAAUGUUUGAGAAAAUCGAGACACAAAAUUUUAGAAAUAAAUUUUCUCGCGAAUACAGAGAUAUGACUUUCUGUUAUCUAUAGAAAAUUAAUAUAAUUAUUUUGAGAAGUUAAUCGAUAUACAAGAUCAAAAGAUAGAUGUAUAAUAUAUCCAUAUUCCCGAAUAACUAGC